This is a messenger RNA of Kuraishia capsulata CBS 1993, 459 nucleotides long. RefSeq lists its product as uncharacterized. Gene Ontology annotation, molecular function: acyltransferase activity, transferring groups other than amino-acyl groups. The record is from RefSeq and is a predicted model, not a curated record. The coding region runs from base 1 to 459 and encodes 152 amino acids. The transcript has a single exon. Lineage: Eukaryota; Fungi; Ascomycota; Pichiomycetes; Pichiales; Pichiaceae.
AUGAGCGUAUCGUUGGACGACAUCACUCCCAAUAAUGUUGGAAUGCUCAAGAAGCUGGUAGAGCUAUCCACGUUGGACUUCUCCUCCGACUGGUUUACAGAGGCCCAGAGUUCAGAAGAUUUAUUCAAGUUUGGUUACUUUGGCGAGAUUCCCGUGGGAUGUGUCAAGGCAAAGCCUCUGAUGGCCGCAAAUGCCUCUGACAAGUCUGCUCCCAUGGGACUGGUAAUCGAGUUUUUGGAAGUGUUACCUGCUUACAGAGGCCUCUCGAUCGAGGACAAAUUGCUGGAGCACAUAGAGACAGUGCUGAGAGAAAGACAUUUGCACACAUUAUGGGUUUUAUCGCCGCUGGAAUGGGCUUCUGCAACAUUGGAGAAGCGUGGAUACUUCAGCGCUGGCGAUAUUGCUGAGCUGCAAACUGGUUACGAAAAAAGGCUUCCUGCUUGGGAGAAAAAAUUAUAA